UUCUCCAAUCAGAGAGAGAGAAGGAAAGGAGCGUGGAGGGGAAAUAAAGGGAAACCGGCCUCAGCGCGCAUGUGUACGGAUGUGCUUAAGCUCUCCUGGUAAAGAUGGCGGAGCGCGGGUACAGCUUUUCGCUGACUACAUUCAGCCCCUCUGGUAAACUUGUCCAGAUUGAAUACGCUUUGGCUGCUGUAGCCGGAGGAGCCCCUUCAGUGGGAAUUAAAGCUGCAAAUGGUGUGGUAUUAGCAACUGAGAAGAAACAGAAAUCCAUUCUGUAUGAUGAACGAAGUGUACACAAAGUGGAGCCAAUCACCAAGCAUAUAGGUUUGGUGUAUAGUGGCAUGGGCCCAGAUUACAGAGUGCUUGUGCACAGAGCUCGGAAGCUAGCCCAGCAGUACUAUCUCGUUUACCAGGAACCCAUUCCCACAGCCCAGCUGGUGCAGAGAGUAGCUUCUGUGAUGCAGGAGUACACCCAGUCGGGUGGUGUUCGUCCGUUUGGAGUUUCUUUACUUAUUUGUGGUUGGAAUGAGGGGCGACCAUAUUUAUUUCAGUCAGAUCCGUCUGGAGCUUAUUUUGCCUGGAAAGCCACAGCAAUGGGAAAGAACUAUGUGAAUGGGAAAACUUUCCUUGAGAAAAGAUAUAAUGAAGAUCUGGAACUUGAAGAUGCCAUUCAUACAGCCAUCUUAACCCUAAAGGAAAGCUUUGAAGGCCAAAUGACAGAGGAUAACAUAGAAGUUGGAAUCUGCAAUGAAGCUGGAUUUAGGAGGCUUACCCCAACUGAGGUUAAGGAUUACUUGGCUGCCAUAGCAUAAUAAUGAAAUGACUGAGCAAUGGGAAAUUGCAGAUAAUUGAUCUACUUAAACAUGUUUAAAGUAUGUUUUGUUUUGCAGACUUUUUGCAUACUUAUUUCUACAUGGUUUAAUGGACUGAUGUUUUUAAAAUGACACUUAUAAAUCAUAAUAAACUGUUAAAUCCAACUUACAGCUUUUUAGAAUUUAGUAAAAUUUUAACCUGGUUAUUGCCUGCUUUUUAUCACAGAUAAUUUCUAGAAACUACAUUGCAAAGCAGAAUGAUGGAAUCCCUUAUUAUUUCUCAUGCAGUUUCGCAAAUCUGACUGCCCUCUUUACUACCAGGUUUUGUUCAUGUUCCAUAAAGCAAAGCGCUGAUUCUGGUCAAUGUCACUGCUUCUAGAGCUGAGAGAGUCUGCAGACUUUCAUGGAUUCAUGAGAUAGGAGGCUUAGGUUAUUUAUACAUCAGAAGGUAUGAAAGAGAUUCACCUGUAAGAUUGUACUGGAGCUAUGAACAAUGCUAGGCCAAAUAGGUCCCCUGUAGGAGAUACAUUCUGUAAGUAAAUAAAUAGUGGUUUGCUGAUUCCUAUUGAUUUCUCCAUCACAAGUAGGUAAACAUGUAAAAGGAACCCCCUAGAUUGUACUAAAUCUUUUUAAGGAUGACCAUAAGUAAUGGAAAUAAAAUAUGAACACUUACGUGUCAAAACUA
Oryctolagus cuniculus (rabbit) is the source of this 1494-nucleotide messenger RNA. It is a transcript of the gene PSMA2, whose product is annotated as proteasome 20S subunit alpha 2. The record is from RefSeq and is a predicted model, not a curated record. Gene Ontology annotation, cellular component: proteasome core complex; proteasome core complex, alpha-subunit complex. NCBI's taxonomy places the organism in Eukaryota, Metazoa, Chordata, Mammalia, Lagomorpha, Leporidae. Gene Ontology annotation, biological process: ubiquitin-dependent protein catabolic process.